CGCCCCUUCCGGCCCGCCCUGCGCUGUACCAUAGAGUCGGGCCGCCCAGUCUCAUAGAGCGGCCCGGAGCGGGGUCAGAGGCUGGGGGAUAGUAUGGCGGCGGCUAGGCUCCGCUCCUUGCCCAGGCUGGCUCUGGGCCGCCACAUGGUGGGGCCAGCAUGCCUGCAGCGUGGCUACCGUGGGGCCUCCCCACCGGACUCAGGCAAGGACAUGCUGGAGAUCCCCUUGCCCCCCUGGCAGGAGCGGCCGGACGAGCCACUGGAGACCAAGAGAGCCCGGCUGCUCUAUGAGAGCCGGAAGCGGGGGAUGCUGGAGAACUGCAUCCUGCUCAGCCUCUUUGCAAAGGAGAACCUGAACCGCAUGAGCGAGCAGCAGCUGAACCUCUACGACCGGCUCAUCAACGAACCCAGCAACGACUGGGACAUCUACUACUGGGCCACAGAAGCCAAGCCACCGCCGGCCGAGUUUGAGAAUGACGUGAUGGCCAUGCUGCAGGAGUUUGCCAAGAACAAGAAGAAGGAGCAGAGGCUGCGGCAGCCAGACCUGGAAUAUCUUUUUGAGCCACCCCACUGAUGGAGAGGCCCCCAACUCCUUUCCCAGCCCCUGGAGCAGGGAAGGGACACUGUGGAAACACUGCUGCUGUCCUCUCUGUCCUCUCCUCCAGCAGCAGCUCGUGUGGACUCAGGAUGAAUAAAGCCAUGGCUGCUACC
Molecule: messenger RNA, 710 nt
Organism: Cuculus canorus (common cuckoo)
Lineage: Eukaryota; Metazoa; Chordata; Aves; Cuculiformes; Cuculidae
Gene: SDHAF2
Product: succinate dehydrogenase complex assembly factor 2
Exons: 4
Coding region: 94-573 (159 amino acids)
Biological process (GO): mitochondrial electron transport, succinate to ubiquinone; protein-FAD linkage; tricarboxylic acid cycle
Cellular component (GO): mitochondrion
Source: RefSeq, a predicted model, not a curated record